UGUGUGAUUGCUGUAAACCUGAUUUUGCCGAUCAGCAGAAGGUCGGACAACAAAACCAGCAGCAACAGCAACAGCAGUGUGUUUGGAGCUGGUUACUGGUUAACUGGUUAAUUGUGUGCCGAGUUAGUUUACUGGGAGUUUAACCGGAAGCUGCUCGGUCGGCCGGUCAGUUUGUGUCUUUCAGCCCGGAAACAGUUUGCAGCUAACAGGCUAACGUUAGCAUGCAGGGAGCUAACUUGCUGAAAAGGAAGGGGGCGGAGCCUUGGAUCUGCCAGCAGAAGCGGCUGUGUUUGGAGGCGGAGCUUCAGAUAGCAGAGUAUCCAAUGGAAAUGUCCCAUGAUGUGCCUGUGACCAAUCAGCAGCAGGAGCAGCAGGUCGGAUCGACCCCGACUGGACCUCAGCGCCGCUGUCCCCGCUGUCCCCGCUGUCCCCGCUGUCUGGGAGGAGAACCGGGCCACAUCAGUCACAUGCUGGGUCAGUGAGAGGAAGAGGAGGAGCUCAGAAACCGUCCAAUAACAUGUCUGUCCAUCCAGUGGAAGAACCAAUCAGGUGCCUUUCUGUCGGUUUAUCAGGAAGUUAUAUCUGGAAACUCGCCGUUCCCUCAAAGACUUAGUGAGCCAUGACCCAGCAUCGCCAUGGAGACGGGUCAGUCAGCACGGUGUGUUCAGGGACACUCUGAUCUAACAUGUCUCUGAACACACCUGAUUCCUGAUUGGCUGACUCAGUUUUGGUGAGGCGUUUGCUGCCUUCAGGGCUUUUCUUCUUCUGUAGUGGAAAAAAGACUUUGAUCCAUGUCUUCCUGGUCAUGUUUACUGGCAUCAUGAGAGGCUUCUAUAUUUUUAAUUCAGACCUGACUGAAUGUAAGAUGGUGUCCAGCUGACAUCAUUUCCUGCUCCAGGCUGACCAAUCAGAGAGCAGUUAUUGUACUGUAGACAGAUUUAAAAAUAAAACGUCAGUGAACAGCUCUGGUGUCUGAUUGUCCCUCGGUCAGGUGACUACAGGUGAGCAUCGCGUCAUCCGAAGGGUCUGCACGCCAUCCAGUGAUGUCAUCUGUGCCUCAAUCUGAGGCUCCACCCACUCAGGUCAUUGACAUGGCGCCUAUUCACAGAAAGCCAGAAAACCGCUGGCGGCCAUCUUGCUAAUAUUAGCUAGCUUGCCUUCCCAGAUAGGAGGAAGGCGAGCUAGGUAACAGCGCCACCUUCCUCCCUUCACACACACAAACACGACUCCCACCACAAGAUCCUGACCUGAAGGUUGGAGCUACUGGAUCACAAACUACCAGGGAAUUUCCUACUUGUUUCCCGGAAUGCUUGCUGCUGUCUGUCAUGCACUUCAGUUCAUUAACUAGUUGAAACCGUUUGGAUGGGAACGGUCGCGCAUCGAGUCUUUGACGAGCAGCAGCGUUCCAGAUGGUUUCAACUCCAGAUCCCAUGAUGCCUCAGGGCCGCUCCUCCCCCAGCGCAGGGUGGAGAGUGGGAGGAGGAGCGGAGGGGGAGUUUGGGAAAGAAUGCCUGGAAUUCAUUUCCUGUCGAACAAGUUUCACAGCGAGGAGGAGACGGAGAGUCAUGUCCAAGUUUGAGACGUUGCUCCAGAGUGAGAAGGAGACAAGGGACUGACUGACUCCUUCUCCUCCUGCUGGGAUUCUGACUCCUGCUUCUCCUGGAGGAACCCAUGAUUCCUGCUGCAGGAGGAACCGGACCGACUCCUGGGUGAAACGGGCUUUACUCCUGCUGCAGGAGGCGCAGCAUGGCCGAGCCGCUGCUGAGGAGAACCUUCUCCAGGCUGAGGGGCAAAGACAGGAGGCGCAGGAAGACGGAGCCCAAACUGAGCGAGCCUUCAGUCAGCUCUGCUGCCAUUCAGACGUCUCCAUCAUCACCGUCACUGAACAUCAUAUCCAGCCCUGACCCCUGCCCUGACCCCAGCUCUCCUCCUCCAAAUCACAUCACAGUUGCUAAGAAACAGCAAUGGGCGUGGCAGGAAGCUUCUAGUCUGAGCUCCGCCCACAUGACCUCUGACCAGUGGUUGUCAUGGAUAUCCCACCAUGAAUCUGGGCUGACCUGGAGCGACAAGGCGCAUGCCGAAGCCGUGCCGCUUAGGGAUGCAGUUAUCAGUACGCAUCAGGAAGACUCCCAAGCUUCAGGGGGCGCCACUGAGAUUCUCACCCCAGGCGUCAGCGCCAAGCUGUCCGGCCAGCGGGCGUACCUGCAGAGCCUGGAGCGGAGCAGCCGAGCAUGGGUCCUGUCUUCAGGAAAGUCCCAGGAUGAUGAGUUUUGUUCUCUGGAGGAGAGCAGCAGCAGCAACAUCUGGUACAAUCCCAUCCCAGAGGAGGAGGAUGGAGGAGGCCCGCCGACAGAAGAGGAGGUAUGGAAGAGGAGGGAUGAAGAGCAGGAGGUCUCUGAUUUCAGAGGACACGGUUGUAGCUGUGAACGUCCACAGGAGGGCGCCAAUCCAAGCGUCAGUCACCAGGUUCCUGACAUUACUGAAGAAAUCUCAGACUACCCUGCCUCAGAAUCAAGCCCCCCCGCCCAAAACAAAGGGGGCGGAGCUGGGAGUGUGAUGGACAGGCUGAGGUCUCCUGGUACUGUUCGGAAACUCUCUUUAAAAAUGAAGAAACUUCCUGAACUCCGGCGAAAACUCAGUCUACGUUCAUCUUCCCGUACUAACCGCCAGACCGGCGGAGGAGGUGGGGACGAACCGACCAAUAGCAACGCAGCAUCAUCCCCGGUCCUGGCCAAUCAGAACGUCAUCAGCAGGUACCAUCUGGACAGCUCCGCCCCCCCAGCGCGUCCUCGCCAUCGAUCAUCGAGACAACGCUCUGCCGGCAAAGGAGGGUACCUCAGUGACGGAGACUCCCCUGAGCUGUUGCCCCGACAACAGACUGCUGACCUCACAGCAUCCCAGGAAGUUUGGAGUGACGUCAGUUCGUUUCAGCUGUACGUGGGAUCAGAUCCGCCGCGAUGCAGCCAGCGGGUGACGGGGUUACUGACAGUGCACCUGCUGGGCCUGGAGGAGAUGAAGAGCAGCAGAUCAGAGGACAGCAAAGAAAUCUUCUUGGCCAUCCAAGUCGAUGGGGUGACAAGAGCCAGAACCGCCCUCUUGACCCUCAGAGGCCACAACCGGCCCCUGAACCACACCUUUCACCUUGACUUGGAGAGGGCCCGGCAGCUACGCAUCGUGGUGCUAACGCCAGCAGCUCCAUCAGUGGUAGGCGGAGCCAAACCAGACCAGAGUCAUUCUGCUGGAGGUCCAAACAGAAACCGGGUCUGCUGUCUGGGUGGCGUCUCCAUCCCACCGCUCUUUAAAGGAAGUCGCAGUCAGCAGCUCUGCCUGAAGCUGGAGCCCAGAGGACUGCUGUACGUCAAACUGACUCUGCAGGAAAAGUGGGUCACCCAGCACGGCAGGGAUCCCUCAACUCCUGCUAAUGUGUUUGGGGUUGAACUGCACCACCUGGUGGAGAAAGAAGGAAGCGCAGCUCCAGUUCCCUUGUUGAUCCAGAAGACGGUGGCAGAAAUAGAGAGACGAGGACUGAAGGUGGUGGGUCUGUACCGGUUGUGCGGUUCCGCGGCCGUCAAGAAGGAACUGAGAGAUGGGUUUGAGAAGAACAGUUCAGCCGUUUGUCUGUCCGAGGACCGGUACCCCGACGUCAACGUCAUCACAGGUGUUCUUAAGGACUACCUCCGUGAGCUGCCAUCGCCGCUCAUCACUGGGACUCUGUACCAGGUGGUCCGGGAGGCCAUGACCCUGCGGCCACCACUGGAGACUCCCGACCCAGAAGCGGCCCAAUGCACCGUUAGACUCCUGUCCUGUCUACCGGAGCCAGAGAAGGCCACGCUGUCCAUGUUGCUGGAUCACCUCAGCCUGGUCGCAUCCUUCAGCUCCUUCAACCGAAUGACACACCAGAAUCUGGCCGUCUGCUUUGGGCCGGUUCUUCUCACCCCAACCCAGGAGGCCCGCCGGGCGGCUGGCCGAGGGGGCCGGGGCAAGACCCUCGGUCCAGGGGAGGAGAUGGCCGAUGCAGUGGACUUCAAGCGGCACAUCGAGGCCUUGCACUACCUGCUGCAGCUCUGGCCAGUGCCGAUCAAGCGAGUGCAAGUGGACGAUCCCUCCCCUCCAUCCUGUCCCUCCAUUGCCCGGCAGCUCCAGGUCAAACCGUGGCUUCCCGUCGCCGACGGCGUAGUGUCCCGUCGGGGGCGCGGCGGACCAGCCCGGUUGGAGAGCCCGCCCCCCGUCAACCGGUAUGCCGGGGAUUGGACCGUCUGCAGGCCUGACCUGCCGGCAGAGGAUGAAGCCGACUAUGACGAGGUGGCAGGAAGUGAGAGCGACGGAGGCAGCAGAGAGGAAGAGGAGGAGGAAGACCAGAAGGAGGCUUGGCCUCCCGGAGCCACAGGAGGAGGCCACUUCGUAGACGACUUCAUGGACUUUGAUGCUCCGUUCAACUGUCGCCUCAGCCUGAAGGACUUUGACACCCUGAUCCACGACCUGGAUCGGGAGCUGGCCAAGCAGAUCAACAUCUGCCUGUAGAGGGGUAGUGGAGGGGGGUGGGGGGUUGCUCAUCACCUUGUCUGGACCAAAACCCAGAUCUGCCUACCGGGAGUUGGUGAGUCCAGAGCCAAUUGGAUCGCUUCUAGAAGAUUACUUUUCUGAAAGUCAAGGAAUUUUCUGUAGUUAAGUUUCUCUUUGCACGACUGAAGUCAAAAUGCUCCACUGCUGAGGAUAGGCUGCCCCCCAGGGUCACUGCUCUGCUGCCCCCCAGGGUCACUGCUCUGCUGCCCCCCAGGGUCACUGCUCUGCUGCCCCCCAGGGUCACUGCUCUGCUGCCCCCUGCUGCCCAAGGAGGCGAACUGCAGCCUCUGUUAGGGACUCGAGAUGCUGAGGGGUUUUGCCGUCUUGGGUACAGUGGGGUGGGGCCCGGUUUUGUCUGCAGGGUUCAAGGGUUCAGCGUUUAUCGGUACAGGUUUUGUCACUGUGAGAGCGUUCUCGGUCCUACUUGAUGUUCCUGGCAGUAUUAUUAUUUAGUUUUGCACGCGCCCAGUAAGCACUUGUGAUUUUUUUUAUCAGUAUGUUUGUAAACAGAUGAUGUAACCAAAGAUUUAAAGCACAGCUGCCUGUUUGUUCAUUCCAUAAACAAAUAAUAAACACUAUUGAUAUAUUUAAA
This is a messenger RNA of Poeciliopsis prolifica (blackstripe livebearer), 5155 nucleotides long. RefSeq names its product rho GTPase-activating protein SYDE1. Lineage: Eukaryota; Metazoa; Chordata; Actinopteri; Cyprinodontiformes; Poeciliidae. The coding region runs from base 1747 to 4521 and encodes 924 amino acids. Gene Ontology annotation, biological process: signal transduction. The record is from RefSeq and is a predicted model, not a curated record. The transcript has 17 exons.